This is a messenger RNA of Lampris incognitus (smalleye Pacific opah), 4889 nucleotides long. RefSeq names its product deltaC (gene dlc). The record is from RefSeq and is a predicted model, not a curated record. Gene Ontology annotation, biological process: Notch signaling pathway; establishment or maintenance of epithelial cell apical/basal polarity; heterophilic cell-cell adhesion. The transcript is spliced from 10 exons. Gene Ontology annotation, cellular component: protein-containing complex; plasma membrane. The coding region runs from base 258 to 2312 and encodes 684 amino acids. Gene Ontology annotation, molecular function: calcium ion binding. Lineage: Eukaryota; Metazoa; Chordata; Actinopteri; Lampriformes; Lampridae.
GUCUCAGAUUGACGCCGUCCCAAACACGCGUACACACACACACACAUACACACACGCAUACACACACAUUACACACGCACCCCCCCCCUCUCUCUCUCUGUAACACCCCUCCCAGAGCUUCCUCUGGCGCCGUCGCUCUUCUUCUUCUUCUUCUUCCUCCUCCGCUUCUGGGAAGACUUGGAUUUAUACUUCGGGAGUCUAAAGUGGAUUCUGGACUCGCCUGCUCGCCCGACGCACGCGACACACCGGGACGCAACAUGGCGCGGGUCAUGUUAUCGUGUAUUUCAGUGUUAAUGUCAAUACAGCUGAUCCAGUCCUCCGGGCUGUUUGAGCUGAAGAUAGACUCCUUCAGCAGCGUCCGGAGCGUGUGUAAAUUCAAGUCCCGUUCCCGGGACUGCCAGAUCUUUUUCCGUGCGUGUCUCAAACACUCGCAGGACGUCAUCAACCCGGAGCCGCCGUGCACUUACGGCACGGGCCUGACGGAGAUCUUCGGCGCGGACACCAACUCCAUCUCCGGGAGCGCGCCCAUCAAAGUGCCCUUCCACUUCAAGUGGCCGGGCACGUUCUCUCUCAUCAUCGAGGCGUGGAACGCCGAGUCUUCGGACGACUUGUCCACAGAGAACCAGAACAACCUGAUCAGCCGACUGGCGACUCGCCGCAGGCUGACGGUGGGGCAGGACUGGUCGCAGGACGUGCACUUCGGCGAGCAGAGCGAGCUGCGGUACUCCUACCACGUGGUGUGUGACGAGUUCUACCACGGCGAGGCCUGCUCCAUCUACUGCCGGCCCCGAGACGACCCCUUCGGCCACUACACCUGCGACAGCUCCGGGAACCGUCUCUGUCUGUCCGGCUGGAAGGGCGAAUACUGCUCUGACCCCAUCUGCGCGGCGGGCUGCAGCGAGCAGCAUGGCUUCUGCGAAGCGCCGGGCGAGUGUCACUGCCAGAUGGGCUGGCAGGGCUCUCUGUGUGACGAAUGCCUGCGUCACCCCGGCUGCCUGCACGGCACCUGCCAGAAGCCCUGGGAAUGUCACUGCAAGGAAGGCUGGGGAGGACUCUUCUGCGACGAAGACCUGAACUACUGCACCAACCAUAAGCCGUGCCAGAACGACGCCACCUGUACCAACACGGGCCAGGGCAGCUACACCUGUACCUGCCGCCCCGGAUACAGCGGCAACAACUGUGAGAUCGAGACCAACGAGUGUGAUAGCAACCCCUGCAAAAAUGGUGGCAGCUGCAAUGACUUGGAGAACGGCUACUCAUGUUCAUGUCCUCAGGGUUUCUAUGGGAAGAACUGUGAGAUCAGUGGCAUGACGUGUGCUGAUGGUCCGUGUUUCAAUGGGGGCACCUGCAUGCCCAAGAACUCCAGCAGGUACAGCUGCCGGUGCCUGCCCGGCUACAUGGGCUCCAACUGCGAGAAGAAGCUUGACAGAUGUAGCAGUGACCCCUGUGCCAACGGCGGUCAGUGUUUAGAUCUGGGGAACAGGGUCUUGUGUCGGUGCCAGCCUGGUUUCACCGGCUCUCACUGCCAGAACAACAUUGACGACUGCGCCCGCAGCCCCUGCCACAACGCCGGCACGUGUGUGGACGGCAUCAACGACUUCAAGUGCACAUGCACGCUGGGCUUCACCAGCAAGGACUGCUCGGUGCGCGCCGACGCCUGCUCCUUGUUCUGCGACAACGGCGGCAAAUGUUUCACCCACUUCACCGGCCCGGUGUGCCAGUGCCCUGCGGGCUUCAUGGGCACUCGCUGCGAGUACGCGCUCCGGACCACCGGCCUGCCGCAGACGGCCAAACCGGGCACGAAGGACAACAGCUUCCCCGCGGUGCUGGCUGUCUGCUUCAUGCUGGGCCUGGUGACGCUGACACUGCUGGUGUGUGCCGCCAUAUUUGUCCUGCGUCAGCUCCACUCCGGCAGGAGGCCGACAGACACUUCCCCGUCGGUGAAGAACGACCUGGAGAAGGUGAACAACUGCAACGCAGUGAUCGGAGGCGGCGUGCACCCCGGGGGCCUGCCGGGAGCACCGCUGGGCAGCCUGAGAGAAAAAGAGGCCUUCCUCAUUCCCAGAGGACAGCUGAAAGUGUCCAAUAAGGAUAUGGCGUUGGCAGAGAGGGGCCGGGACAAGAUGGUUACAUAUAAAAACAAAAUGGCCGACCACAACCUGGCAAAUGAGGAGGACCCGUUUGCCAAAAACAAGUUUGACCCCAGUAAGAAGUGUGGCUCUCCCAUGGUGGUCCCUCCUCUCAGCCGCUGUCAUCCAGUCUUCAUCAACCCAGACCAGCUGGAGCAGUGUGUGUUCGCUACCGAGGUGUAACCUGCCAUGUUGACGCCUCCAUUGGAAGUGGAGGCGAUACCUCGGUCUGUGAAAGGCCUCCUCUCCAGAGGCCUGAUCCGUUUACAAUCUGUCAAGAAAGAGUUCUUCCAAGACGGCCUGUUCUGCCCACACGUGUUAUUUAAUAUUUAUUACUGCUGCUCGCUGGAAGAAACGGGAGAGGACUUGCUUCUGACUUUUAACGUUGACAACUUUCUGAUGACCACGACGAUGAAAAGACGGAGAGUCGAAGGGGAGAGUGGAGGAGAGACUGAAUGUUCACCAUUAUUUGCACUAUUUAUCUUUUUUAAUCUGAAUAUAAUUUUGUAAUUUUGUCUUGACUUUUUUAUGGCAACAAACACGAUAGAGGAAAUAGGAGGAGGACGUCCUAACCAAUCAGAAGGACUGGUGCCUUAGUAACGCUCCCUGAUCGCCAUAGCAGCCGUGCCCUUUACAAUCCUGUAAGAUGCUGUCAAGUCAGUCUUCUGUUGGACGCGCUCUCCCGAGAAGAUGAGAUGGACCCAAAUGAGACGGACCAAAAUGAGAUGGAAAAACAAGUCUCAUGAUGCCUCUUGGAUUUAUUUUUUUCUUUAGGUUCAGUGUUUCUGUGAGGAUCAUAGACAAGAAUCACACAACUUUAAAUAAAAUGAGAUUUUCCAGGGUUUUUUUCCCCUUCUUCUUCUUCUACAGUUUUAAAACCGGACAUUCCUCGGAGGAUAUUCUAGAAAAAGAAUAAGGAGUUGUUGAGUCGUUUUGUGCUUUCAGCCUUUCAUUGUAAAGGCUCAUUCCGUAUUUUUUAGGUGACUUUGGAGUUGAGUCACACUGUGGCCUGUUCUGGAGGUUUACAGUGCCAAUAAGCCUUACAGUCUUCAUCCAGUCCUACAAACUCUGAGGUGCCUCUGUUUAAACCAGCAGGGCUCCACGACCUCUGCUGGUAGCGGCGGGGAGGGUUCAGAGGUGAAGCGUUAUUGUGUUUUUCUCUAAUAUUUACCCUGUACCAAUCAGAAUGUUUUCUACCAUUAAAGAUGAACUGCAGAGCUUUCAGCCACUAGUAGCGCUAAUGAGCAAACUAAGUCCCCCAUGCCGACACAAAAACCCUACUAACUUCCUCUACAAGUUGCGGCGCUGAAAUUUGGACGUGAACCUUGCGGCCUUUUAAAUGAAAAAAUUUGCCAAACUAGCGAGCCUUACAACACAUUCUGCACUCGCAUGAGAGAAGUUAUGGCCGGAAACAAACCUGUGUAUGUUGUCAUGGAAAGCUAUACAGUUCAUCUUUAAUAAGCUGGGGGGGGGGGCGGUUAUCUUAAUUCUUAAUUCAUUGUAAAAAAAAAAAGGGGGGAUCUUGACUGUACCCUCAAACUCUCCUUUUGACAUCAUUAGCACCCCCCCCAUCCAGAGUGUAACACACUUACUCUUGAUCCAGCUGUGGUCGGUCUGAGUCUGACAGGAUAGUCAGGUGGCCCCUGAGAUUUGUACUCACUAUCACAGAGGGUGUAUUCUUUGUUGCGUUUUUGUAAAGGUCUGGUUAGGACGUUAGCAGAAAGGGGCUUUGGGGUUCCACGUUAAGCACGGGCGUCUUUCCUUUGGGCCCACAGUAUUUUAACAUCAGGGGAUUACUCACAGCGCCUAUUUUGGUUUAUUUUUUUUCAAGUUAAAGAAACGAAUCAUGUAAAAUAGUCACACUGUUGUCCUUGUUGUAGGGCCUGUAGAGGACCACAGAUGCUACUGUGUCGUUAUGAGAAGAGAAACAUGACAGGAGAAACCUCUUCCUGUCUUAUCUUCCGGGUGUGCCUGUAUGUCUUAUCCUCCGGGUGUGCCUGUAUGUCUUAUGGUUGGUGCUAGAUCCAACGGGGUGUAGGCUCGGACGUAGCCGUGAUUGGCUGUUGCAUCAGCCAAUAGACAGCGCGGAGCCUCGAAGCGCUCUGACUUGAAACGAACGAUGCGCCCUGAAACAUUUAGCUAGCUAGCUUACAACUGACCUUAACAUUGCCAGAUUGUACUGUAACGAUAGCUAAAGUUAACGCUUGCUAACAAUGGAAAUUGAGCAAGAGUUUAAACCCUAACCAACAACCAAUCACGUCUACUUCCGUGCCCACACCCCGCUGGAUGAUCUAGCAUCAACCCUGUGUGUUUUAUCUUCCAGGUGUGCCUGUAUGUUUUAUAGUUGAUGCUAGAUCCAACGGGGUGUAGGCUCGGACGUAGCCGUGAUUGGCUGUUGCAUCAGCCAAUAGACAGCGCGGAGCCUCGAAGCGCUCUGACUUGAAACAAACGAUGCGCCCUGAAACAUUUAGCUAGCUAGCUUACAACUGACCUUAACAUUGCCAGAUUGUACUGUAACGAUAGCUAAAGUUAACGCUUGCUAACAAUGGAAAUUGAGCAAGAGUUUAAACCCUAACCAACAACCAAUCACGUCUACUUCCGUGCCCACACCCCGCUGGAUCUAGCAUCAACCCUGUGUGUUUUAUCUUCCGGGUGUGCCUGUAUGCUGAUGACUGUCUACUUUCAUGUGGCUAAUUUAAGGAGCUAUUUUUCUACAGAUGACUUUGUCAGUAUUUGAUAUCCACACACACACACACACAC